This is a messenger RNA of Tribolium madens (black flour beetle), 1303 nucleotides long. RefSeq lists its product as uncharacterized. The coding region runs from base 695 to 1285 and encodes 196 amino acids. The record is from RefSeq and is a predicted model, not a curated record. The transcript has 4 exons. Lineage: Eukaryota; Metazoa; Arthropoda; Insecta; Coleoptera; Tenebrionidae.
CACCAACUCAUCCAAGUCUUUCAACACCGGACAGACUCGUUUUUUCUCUAAAACUCGCCGCAAACAAUCGACAGACUCCAAACCCAACUUGAGAUGAAACUCCUUCAAUUGUUUAACAAUAACAGUUGGCAGGCCUGCCCCCAUCGCGUACUUUUUCGCCUCGUGUGACACCCCCAAUACCGACGUUAGCGCCCCCGUAAUAACGGACUUCUUCCGAACUAAACCUUUCGACGCUUUCAAAUCGCACAAUUCGUACAAAUUCAGCAAAAUUUCCGCAACACACGCCCCAUUUUGGGGCGAAUCCAACAAAUGUUGCAUAUGUGACGACAAUGCGGUGAGUGACAACAGGGCCGAGGUCUGCAAAUCUAUAAAAAACAGUCGAGGGGUGAAACAUGAGCGCCCCCUACCGUCAAAAGCCAGACUUUUCGCUGCCUCGCAUACAGUCUCGACAAAUGGUGCACCCGACUCUUCAAUUGUUUCGCUCAAAAUACGGAGCGCUGAUUGGUCGAAAUUCCCAGCCGAUGUGAGGAUCGACAAAAGUCGGAAAAUCUCGCUCCAAAGUCGGUUACGCAAACACAACAAUUGGGGCAGAUGCGUAUCUGAAAUAACCGAAAUUAGCUUAAUUUUAAUCAUCAUUAGAGUUACAAAUAGCGGAAAAAGAUAAAAUCGUAAUUCCGGCCUCGAAUAUCCCCUAAUGACUUUCAACCGAUAUAAAAAAGCGCGAUUCGUUUGUUACCACAGUACCAAAAUGAUGAAAUUCGUGAGUGUUAUUCAAGUUAUUCUGGCUGUGGUAUCAUACUAUCACGUGAUACAAGCCAAGGUGACUGUGACCAAAUUCGAAAAUUGUGACCCUAAUGCCAACUAUCCCAUCAAAAUGAUGUUUAAACUAAAGCAAGGCAGCGACGGAGUACAGGUUUUGGAAGAAGGGAGUCUUUCCACCAAAGUGCCUCUCGGGAACGACAUUCUUGACAUUGCUGACGUCUCAUACAAGGAGGAUAAUGGGGCCUAUGAACACCUCAUAACAAUCAAAGAAAACCUCUGCGAUGCUGUUAAUAAAUAUAUGGGCGAAUUUAUGCACGACAUACAGGAAGCAGCAGGCCUUGAACGUGGAAAAUGCCCCGUCCCCCCUGGUGACUACAAAAUCAAGGAUCACGUUCUAGAUUUCCAAAAAUUCAAAUUCAAGAAAAUGCCUGAUGGGGAAUUUUUAGCCAAAGUGAGUUUACUCGAUGCGAAAACAAAUGAAACUCUUAAUUGUCACAAUCUUGAAUUUACUGUUGAAAAGUGAUUUAAAUAAAAUACUUAC